AUGGACAAGUUUCGUUUGUAUCUUUUGUUACAAUUAUGCGUGCUGACGGCGCCUCAAAAGACGAUUUUAGACUCGCCAAUAAAUUUGCACUAUUAUCGGCAAUUUCGUAACUGGCUUCUCCAAAGUAUCGGAGCAAAUAAUCACGAUGUGAGACCAGUCUCACAAUCAGCGCGAAAUGAAAGCAAACUUCAAGUACAGGUUCCAUCGGACGUUCCAUUUCCUUGCAACGUUACAGGUGGCAGGUCUUCCAAUGUUCCCGAGUCGGUUCAUCGUUUGAGACCAGGUGACAUAGAUGUUAUUGCCGCGAUGGGCGAUUCUUUGACAGCCGGUAAUGGAAUUUUUGCAACUAAUUUAUUGGAAAUGCUCGUCGAAAAUAGAGGUGCGUCAGCUAGCAUUGGUGGCGAAGGAACUUGGCGAACAUACUUGACGCUUCCCAAUAUUUUUAAAGAAUUUAACCCCAAAUUAUUGGGCUAUGCACUUGGAGAUUCUCUGACUACUCAAUCAGCUUCGCAGUUAAACGUCGCUGAGAUCGCUGCAAUAUCCAGAGAUAUGCCAUUUAUGGCCAAACAUCUAGUCAAUAAAAUGAGAAAUGAUCCGAGGAUAGAUAUAAAGAGAUAUUGGAAGUUGAUCUCCUUAUUCUUCGGGCACAAUGAUUUUUGUAGCAAUAUAUGUGGACUUCCUUCUCCGUGGUCUGUUUUGGAUAAUCACAAAACUGAUUUAAUUAAUACUCUUACGAUAUUAAGAGAUAAUUUACCCAGGACUUUUGUCACUAUUCAUAUAAUGCCUCACUUAAAGGAACUCGUUGCUACGUGUCAAGGAAGAAAGUCUUUGAAAUGCUAUAUAACCACUACCAUUGAAUGUUCAUGUUUGUUCGCUUUGCAAUUCAGAAAUCAAAGACAGGAGUAUUUUAAAAUAAUGGAGAGGUGGCAAGAAUUGGAAGAAGAAAUCGCCAAUUAUCCAGAAUUUCAUAGAAAUGACUUCACUGUUGUAAUUUUACCAACACUUAAACACGCGAAGAUACCGCUUGCCAAGGAUGGAUUCGCCGAUUUAUCGUAUUUUUCUGUUGAUUGCUUUCACCUAAGCCAAAAAUCUAACGCAAUAUUGGCAAAUAAUCUGUGGAACAAUUUGUUAGAACCAGUUGGCAACAAAUCUUCUGUUUGGACCCCAUUAUAUGAAAGAUUUUUGUGUCCUACAUCGGAAAGACCAUUCUUGAUGACACGUGAAAACUCGCACAAUUUUUUCUAAAUUGAAGACGCGUCUGUGAUUUGAUUUCGAGAUUGAAAUUGUGGGCAUUAAAAUUUAGUAUAGUAGAAUCAAAGUGCCCUUUUUAUCCACAAUCCAAUUUUAUUAAUAUAUCAUAUACUUAAUUAUAACUAAUAAUUAUUUCUUAAUUUGAUAAAGUAUAUCUGUUCAGAUAUCUCUGUUAUUGCAUAUGAUCUCAUCCCGAACUUUAUGUAUUUCACAUUUGUAAUCGCAGCUGCCUUUUUUACUUUAUAUCUCACACUAAUCUUUAUCAGCGCUUUUAUGAGACGUCUAUGCUAAGUACAUUCAUAUAUGAUUUCAUGGUUUUAGAAAGAAAUGAGUGUAGAGUCGACGAAUUUUUAAUUUUCGAACGAUAAAUGACUGGGAAUGCUUGAGAGAUAUUCAAUGGUAUUUUCAGUUAUUUAUUUGUCUUCCGUUUUCUAUUCUGUCAUCGUUGCUUGUUUGUUUCGUUCCUCUUCAUUACUAUCACGAUAAAGUUAAAAAUUAGUUACGAAAUUAUUAUUCAGCGAAGUAAAAAUUGUUCAGAUUUACAGAAAAAUAA
Bombus impatiens (common eastern bumble bee) is the source of this 1804-nucleotide messenger RNA. RefSeq names its product phospholipase B1, membrane-associated-like. The coding region runs from base 1 to 1245 and encodes 414 amino acids. The transcript is spliced from 8 exons. Lineage: Eukaryota; Metazoa; Arthropoda; Insecta; Hymenoptera; Apidae. The record is from RefSeq and is a predicted model, not a curated record. Gene Ontology annotation, biological process: phospholipid metabolic process. Gene Ontology annotation, molecular function: glycerophospholipase activity.